Caenorhabditis briggsae is the source of this 735-nucleotide messenger RNA. The transcript is spliced from 5 exons. The coding region runs from base 1 to 735 and encodes 244 amino acids. The record is from RefSeq and is a predicted model, not a curated record. NCBI's taxonomy places the organism in Eukaryota, Metazoa, Nematoda, Chromadorea, Rhabditida, Rhabditidae.
AUGAUGCGUUGUCUUAUUUUUGUUUGUUUUCUCCCUCUGUCACUCUCUCUUUCUGGGGUUUCGAUUCCUCAAAAAACGUUAUAUGAUGAGUUUCUCGAUGUUCUCAAAACUUCCGAUGAUUGUCACACAUGGUAUCAAUUUCAAACUUCUGGUAUAAAUGCCCGCAAUCAUACCAGUUACACAGUUAGCACACAGGAAGUCUUGUUCGAGCAAUACAUCGAUAUGCGUAGUCGUGGUAUGACCGACGUCAUCAUUGAACCGCUUCUGAAUUCAUACUGUCGAGCUAAAAGCCACGUUCCUCUUGCUCUGAUUUUCUGGAAGCCACCGUCUUAUGUCUCUGGAAAUUACACGUGGAAUCUGACGGAUAGAUCUCCAGAAAACCAUCACUAUCACAUAGCGAAAAACCAAGAAACGGUUUUCAUGGAUGCCUACGAAGCACAGAAAAACACGGAGGUGUCAAAGAAGAAAAUAGAGCAAAUAAAUAUAUUGGAUUUCAAACAAACUUUUCGUUUCGCUGCAUUCAUCUUAUGUUCAAGUCUUGCACUUAGUGCUUAUAAUUUACUUCGACUGUACUACGAAGGUGAAGAUGAUGAAGAUGAUGAGUUGUUCGAACAUAUUGAAAGAUUUGGGAUCCGUGGAGAGUUGAUGCAAUUCGCAGUACUAGCUUUUUCUCUCGGUUGUUUUCUUUUGGGACUUCACUAUUAUGAUCCGUUCAAUGAAUUUGAAAUUUUCUGA